AUGCGUCGAUUUCAACCACAACUUUUUUCUUCAGAGUUAUUAUCAUCAGAUCGAGUUGUCGAAUAUGUAUGUGAUGAUGAAACUUAUAUAACACAAGGUGAACAGAAUAAUAAUCUUCAACAACAAUCAACUAAACAGGAAAUACAACCAUUGAAUUGUUCAAAUCCAACUGUGAAUCGUCUGUCUCUAUUACCAGCUUAUCCAACAUUUGAUCGAUUUGGACCUAUUAAUCGAGAUCAUUUACUUUUGGCUAAUAUUCCUUCUCGAAACUUAACAAAAGAGCAACGACAACGUCGUACUUAUCAUUCAUUUCAUCAACCAUUUACUUUAACUGAUGAAAGUGUUCAUAUUAGUGUUCGAUCACCGUUUAUGAAAAUAUACGAUGAAUUAUAUGGAGAUUUAACUAAACGCUUCCAAAUUGAUAAUGCUAUUCUUGAUUAUAAUUAUCAACGUCUUCAUACUUGUAUGAAUAUUAUGGUACAAGAACGAAUUCGAUAUGGUUUACUUGCAAUGGAUACUAUUGGUAUGAAAGAAUUACGAAUUAUUGAACAUGCAUUAGCUAUGGAAUUUUAUCUACAAAUUGAUGGUGAAUUGUUUUUUAUGAAAACAUGUUGUUUUCGUAAUGCUCAACCAUCAUUAUACAAUCAUCAUGGUAUCUUUUCUAUUGAUGAACCAAAAGCUCUCUAUGGUCUAGAACCAUGUAAACAAGUUACAUGUCGAUUUUGUUUUCCAAUUAAAGAUAUUUUUAUUCAUGGACGACAAAAUCAACCAGUUGUUCAAUUUUCUUCAGCACAAAAACAUCGUUUUGUCAAUGGAUACGAAGCUAUUCUCAAUUGUCCAACGACGUGUACUACAAAGAAUAUCAUCUAUGCAUUGACAUGUCCUUGUGGUCAAUAUGAUUAUAUUGGAUAUACAUCUUUAACACUGGAUGAACAACUCAAAUAUCAUCGUGAACAUGGAAAUCGAAUCAUGCAUGAAUUUAUACUUGACUCAAAAAAUAGUACACACAUGCAACAACAAACUAAAUCACAAGAGUAA
This is a messenger RNA of Adineta steineri, 1038 nucleotides long. The record is from the annotation of a GenBank genome assembly. NCBI's taxonomy places the organism in Eukaryota, Metazoa, Rotifera, Eurotatoria, Adinetida, Adinetidae.